AUGUCUUCUGUAAAAGCUGUUCGACCGAUCCUUUCGUUAAAUCACGCUGAGGCCAGACGACGCGUACUCAAUCUCUACCGGGCCUGGUAUAGACAGCUACCGUUCAUAGUAAAGGAAUACGCAUUCAGCCAAGCGAAUGUGACUGUUCCCAUUUUGCAUGCCAAGCUACGCGAGGAAUUCAACAAAAACAAACACGUGUCCGAUCUGCGUAUCAUUGAUCUGUUGAUUCAUCGCAACGAACUGAUUGAAGUGGCACACAUUUGGAAGUCAGAUACGCAACUCAUGGACUACUUCAGGGAUAAUGUCCCGGAAAAACCAAAGGAUUUCCUCAGCAAGUUCUUGCGUGGUCAUGAAGUAUGA
Echinostoma caproni is the source of this 360-nucleotide messenger RNA. Lineage: Eukaryota; Metazoa; Platyhelminthes; Trematoda; Plagiorchiida; Echinostomatidae. The record is from the annotation of a GenBank genome assembly.